Messenger RNA from Cladophialophora yegresii CBS 114405, 1689 nucleotides. RefSeq lists its product as uncharacterized. Gene Ontology annotation, biological process: mRNA splicing, via spliceosome. Gene Ontology annotation, cellular component: post-mRNA release spliceosomal complex. Bases 1 to 1689 code for a protein of 562 amino acids. NCBI's taxonomy places the organism in Eukaryota, Fungi, Ascomycota, Eurotiomycetes, Chaetothyriales, Herpotrichiellaceae. Gene Ontology annotation, molecular function: RNA lariat debranching enzyme activator activity. The transcript has 2 exons. The record is from RefSeq and is a predicted model, not a curated record.
AUGGGCACCGCAAAAAUUCUGGUGGUUGGCAGCGUCCAAGGUGAACUCAAGAAGGCCUUUGAGAAGAUAUCUAAGCUGCAAGCGAAACAGAACUUCGCCUUGGCCAUCAUUGUCGGCGACCUCUUCAGCCCAGACGACAAAGAAAACAACUCAAAUGAACUAGAGGCACUUCUCAGCGGUCAGAUCACCGUUCCGCUGCCGACAUACUUUACGGUUGGUGACAACCCAUUCCCCGAGAAUGUCAAAGCAAAGCUCGAAUCCGAAACCGAUCUAUGUCCGAACUUCUACUACCUGGGUCGCAAGGGGAUCAUGACCACCACGGAGGGUGUCAGACUUGUCUCCCUUGGAGGCCGACUGAUCCAGGACGAAGCCUCGUUCACCGGGAAGCCCGGGAAUUGCGAUCCAGCCUACUUGGAUAACGAGGCUCGAGGCCUGCAUGGAGCUCACUCGGCCCACAUCCUCAUCACCAACGAAUGGCCUGCCAAUAUCCAGAACGGAUCCAAGAUCGGUCUGCCCGAAGGCGUCGACGGCAGUCGCGGCACGCAGUCGAUCUCGAACCUCUGCCAAGCUCUCAAGCCGUGGUAUCACUUUUCCAGCAGUCCGGCCGGUCUGUGGGAGCGCGAGCCCUUCAAGCAUAUUGCCGACUACAACUCUCUGGAGGAGCCAAGCGUUACUAGGUUCAAAAGUCUACCCAGCGUAGCGGCGUCCACCAAAGAAUGGAUGACGGCUUUCACUCUGGAUAUAUCCCGACCACCUGCGACAGUGGAACCACCGGCGGAAUCACCGUUCGUCAGAUCUUCGCCUCCACGAAAGCGACCAGCCCUAGAUGACCAGGCCGCGUACCGUCGCUACGCCGACGAAGGCUACGAGUCGCGCCAUAACAAGCGUGCGCGGAAAGGCCCGCGCAGCGAUCCGAGCGACUGCUUCAUGUGUCUCAACAAACCUGGCUCCAAGACUCACCUUGUCGUCUCCCUCGGCGAGGAAAGCAUGGUCUCCGUCUCGCGGGGGCCCUUGCCUUUGCCAAUGACAUUUCCUCGGCUGUCUUUCACGGGCCACGUCAUGAUCAUCCCAUACUACCAUGCCGCCGACGAGAUGGCGCAAGGGAAGCGAACACUGCAAGAAGUCGCGACCGAGUUCAAGGAGAUGUCCAAGUUCCGCAAAGCCCUGAGCGCCAUGGUGGGCUCAAAAAGCCACGGCGAGCUCGGUACCGUGUGCUGGGAAGUCAACCGGACGGGCAUACGGCAUCUACACUGGCAAGUCAUUGCCUGUCCUACGGAUCGCAUCAAGAAGGGCAUGGUCGAGGCGGCGUUCAAAGUCAAGGCGGAGCAGUACAGAUAUCCGGCCUUCCAGCCAUGUGACGCCGACAGCCAGCUGGCCGAACGAUCGGACUACUUCCGCGUGUGGACCUGGAUGGCAAACCCGGUGGAGUUGGCCGACCAUACCAACGGGAACGUAGCAGACGAAAAAGACCUCGGCGUGGCACAGUCCAUCUAUUUCCCCUUGCCGACCGAUCUGAAAUUCAACAUCUGGUUCGGCCGGGAAGUGAUGGCGGGUCUCCUGCAGUUGGAGAACAGAGUCAACUGGAUGGAUGCGCUGCUUCGCAAGGACGGAAGUGAGCAGGCGGCCGAGGAAGAAGAGGCCGAUGGUCUGCGCGCCGACUUUGAAGAGUUCGACUUUGCCAUGAAGUGA